AUGUUUAGAGACAGAACUAACUUAUACUUAUCAUAUAGAAGAACAUUUCCUAGGUUUAAUAUUCCCACUAAUUUACCUGAUAGUACUAAUACAACAGCAAAAGAAGAAGGUAUUCCCAUGCUAGAUGUAGUUGACUCGUUAAAACAAGACAGCUCAACUUUAUCUUCGCCAAGUAAUGAACAACUUACGAUGAUUACUGAGAAUAUUCUAAAGCCAAUUGACGAAAAACUAAAUACCAUUGAUGAUUUGAUCGACAAUAGGCUAUUAAGACUUUAUAAGAAAGUUAUGCUACCAGGGUUUCAAGAUAGAACUUCUGAUAUUGAUCAAAUUGAGGAGUUAAACUUCCAGAUUAUAAAGUAUUUACAAAUUUGUUCUCAGAGUGUGCAAUUAUUAUCUCAAGAAAACGAAUCCGGGAGUGUUCAUAAUAAUAAUAAUAAUAAUAAUGGUAUUACAAUAAUUUUAGUUAAUUUAGGGAAAGCAUAUGCUAGAAAAAUUCAAAUAAAAAGCACAAAAUUUAGAUUAUUGCAAAAUAAUUAUUUAAAAUUUUUAAAUAAUGAUGAUUUUAAACCAUUACCUACAGCCAGCGAUAAGAGUUCUAGCCACAAUGAAGAAAGCAAUACACUUUUAGACAUUGACGAUAAUGAUGAUGAUUUACUAUUACUUGAGCAAGAAGAGCAGCAACAACGAGGACAAUUAUUGCACCAUACUUCAAAUUUUUCUACCAAAUAUUUACAACAACGUGAUGAAGAAAUUACACAAUUGGCUAAGGGGGUUUUAGAAGUAAGUAGUAUAUUUAAAGAAUUGCAACAGCUAAUUAUAGACCAGGGAACGGUUAUUGAUAGAAUCGAUUACAAUUUGGAAAUGACGGCCUCUAACUUAGUACAUGCACAAAAAGAAUUAAAUACCGCUACAGUGUACCAAAAAAAAGAGGGUAAAUGUAAAGUUGUUUUUCUUUUAAUUUUACUUGUGUUGUGUUUAUUUUUCUUUAUCAUGUUAAGACCUGGUUCAUCAUCAAAAACUGUUGUAGAAAAACACAAGGAGUUUAUAGUGGAACAGCCACAGCAAGUGCAAGAACAAACACAGGAACAAGAACAGUUAUCACCACAAGAGUUGUACUAG
Saccharomycodes ludwigii is the source of this 1119-nucleotide messenger RNA. It is a transcript of the gene TLG2, whose product is annotated as t-SNARE syntaxin TLG2. NCBI's taxonomy places the organism in Eukaryota, Fungi, Ascomycota, Saccharomycetes, Saccharomycodales, Saccharomycodaceae. The transcript has a single exon. The record is from RefSeq and is a predicted model, not a curated record. Gene Ontology annotation, cellular component: SNARE complex; endomembrane system; membrane. Gene Ontology annotation, molecular function: SNAP receptor activity; SNARE binding. Gene Ontology annotation, biological process: vesicle fusion; vesicle-mediated transport; intracellular protein transport. Bases 1 to 1119 code for a protein of 372 amino acids.